UAAAAUGAAAAUUUUCAAAUUUUAGAGCGCUGCCCCCCUGCCACCGCCGCCCCCAAAAUUCGCCCCUGUUGACAGAAAACUGCCAAACCCAACAUUAAACCCUAAUUCCAACCCAAACGGAAGCUAUUAGGCCGGACGAGAUAGUUCUCUCUCGCCUCUCAAUUUCAAAAUGAGAUAGGUACUUUACGCUUCUAUUUUAAAUAACCUAUUUGGUUUAGGACUUUUUCUUUUCUUUUUUUUACUCGUGUAAGCUGUAAGCAAGGUUCUUACAUUGAUCUUCAUUCAACAAACCUAGCUAAAAUCCAAUCCAACUCUUUUCUUCUUCACCACCGAAAGUAGAAAAAAUGGAUAAUAAGGACACAGCUCAUUCUCAUCUAUUGAGUUUUCUCAAUGCUAUUCCUCCGGUUGAUUUUUGCUGCGUCUAUGGCUCGACUCUCCAUUCAACCGAUCCUGGCAAGUCAACCAUGGUAGAUUACAUCCUCGGCGUGUCUGACCCCCUGCAAUGGCAUUCCGAGAAUCUAAAAAUGAAUGCAGAUCAUUACGCCUCAUGGAUGGUGCUUCUCGGAGGGGCGAAACUGAUUACUAAUAUCGCAGACAAAUUAGGAGUAGGAGUACAUUUCAACCCGUAUGUUACUUGGAAUGACAAGGUAAAUAUGCUUGUGGAUAACCUGGACAUUGAAACUAUAAACUCAGUUAACCUUCGAGCUGCAAUGUCUGCUGCUCUCCUCCUCUUACCACCCAAAUUCACAGAGGAAGACCUUUAUGCCAAAAUAUGUAGCCUGUCAUACAUGGGUGACGUGCGUAUGCUUUUUGCAGAGGACCGAAAUAAGGUGAAGAAGAUCGUACAAGGGCAGUUUGAUUUAUUCCAGUCCAUGUAUAAGCCGUUUCUUGAAGAGUAUGAAGGCAAAGACUUCUUAAGAUUCUCAUCAUCUAAAAAUCAACUUGCAAAUAUAUCUCAGGAUUGUGGCUUACCAGUGACUCACUCGCACAUAUCUUUCCUUCCUCCAACUGUUAGAAGCCAAAUGGGGAUGAAGAUAGGAAAGAAGAAAGUAAUCAGUGAAUCUGGUAAGGUUGGGAAUGGGAAUGAGUUAGGAUUUGGGUCAAGAGAAGAGGCUGCAAAGUGCAUGCAGAAGGCAUUGAGGCGAACAGUGAUGGUUUCAAGUGCAAGGCAAGCAGUAUCUGGUUUAUUGACUGUGGGCGGUGUUAAAGCAGCUAGAUAUCUAACCAGUAAGAUGUGCAAGGCUUGGAGAUCAUGGACAAGGACAUGAUUAUCAUAAUCUAAAUCAAGGCUGGGCUGGGAUGGGAAGCUGUUAUCGUAAUCUAAAUCAGGCUGGGGAUUGGGAACUGUUGUUGUGGUUGGUUGGUUAUUGUUAAAAUGAGGAAGGAUAGUAAAAGUGUUUCUCAAUCUCAUUACUAUUUUCCUUUUGGUUAUACAUAAAAAUAUUAUUAAGAUAAAA
Messenger RNA from Gossypium arboreum, 1457 nucleotides. RefSeq lists its product as uncharacterized. NCBI's taxonomy places the organism in Eukaryota, Viridiplantae, Streptophyta, Magnoliopsida, Malvales, Malvaceae. Gene Ontology annotation, molecular function: phosphatidate cytidylyltransferase activity. The record is from RefSeq and is a predicted model, not a curated record. Gene Ontology annotation, biological process: cardiolipin biosynthetic process; CDP-diacylglycerol biosynthetic process. Gene Ontology annotation, cellular component: mitochondrion. Bases 345 to 1268 code for a protein of 307 amino acids. The transcript has 9 exons.